CAUUUUUCUUACAGAAAACCAUCAACGUUCUCAUUCAGUUCAAUCACAAAGAGAGAGAAAGAAAAACUCAAGAAAUCGCAGCCAUGUCAGGAAGAGGCAAAGGAGGAAAGGGUCUUGGAAAGGGAGGAGCAAAACGACACCGUAAGGUUCUCAGAGAUAACAUUCAGGGAAUCACCAAGCCUGCUAUUCGUCGUCUCGCAAGACGUGGUGGCGUCAAGCGUAUCAGUGGUCUUAUUUAUGAAGAAACUCGCGGCGUUCUCAAGAUCUUUCUUGAGAAUGUGAUCCGCGAUGCUGUUACCUACACGGAGCAUGCUCGCCGUAAAACUGUUACUGCGAUGGAUGUUGUUUACGCUCUCAAGAGGCAGGGAAGAACUCUCUACGGAUUCGGCGGUUAGAAAAUUGGGGAUUGUUCUACGAAUUAGGGUUUCUUGUAGCUUGAAUCUCAAUAUUGAUACAUGUUGUACAAUUGAACUCGAGUUUUAGCGUCAACAAUUGUUUUCUCUUUACUCUGAGCUAUGAAAUGAUAAUUUGAAGUUU
Vicia villosa (hairy vetch) is the source of this 537-nucleotide messenger RNA. Its product is annotated as histone H4. Gene Ontology annotation, molecular function: structural constituent of chromatin; DNA binding; protein heterodimerization activity. The record is from RefSeq and is a predicted model, not a curated record. Gene Ontology annotation, cellular component: nucleosome. Gene Ontology annotation, biological process: nucleosome assembly. Bases 84 to 395 code for a protein of 103 amino acids. NCBI's taxonomy places the organism in Eukaryota, Viridiplantae, Streptophyta, Magnoliopsida, Fabales, Fabaceae. The transcript has a single exon.